AUGGCAUCUCUCGACGCUUCGUUCAUCUCAGGAACUGACGACCUGACGAAUACGACAGCGUCCUUAUCGAUUACUCCUGAGUCGACUCCAUUGGCCCGCCCUGAUAAUGCGUUUUCACAAAAAAUUGCGUCCAUUCUGUCGACCUCGUACACGGACCCCUCUGUACGCCAGGCAAUCACGUCUCUAGACAGCCGAGUACGUGAAAACACUGGGUAUGCCAGACGACACCUACGAUACAAUACGGAAGCGGAAAUCAUAGCGGCCAAUGGCCUUGCUUUGAAAGACUACUCAAAGCUGAUUAACAAGCUAGAAACAAUUGGGUCGACCAUCACGCAGCUAACACAGUCGUUUAAUGACAUGCAGACAAAAACAACAGUAGCAAACAGUACAACUGACGUCCUACUAACAGAGGCAAAAAAGUUAAUUGACCAAAGGGAUUCUAUUAAGGUUAAGCAAGUAUUGCUUGAUGCGUUCAAGGCCAAGUUUGUUGUUUCUGAGCCGGAAAUCCAAAUCUUGACACAAUCGAGCCACCCCAUCAAUGAUGACUUUUUCAGCGCACUGCAGCGGGUAAGAAAAACACACUCUGAUUGCCAGGCUCUUUUGAGUACUGAGGAUGAUGAGCAAAUGGGUUUGGACAUCAUGCAGAAAAUGACGCAGUACCUGGACAAGGCUUAUGACCGGCUAUUUUUCACUGUUCAGCGGGACCUCAAGGUUGCAGUUUCCGGGUCCAAGUACUAUGGAUUGUACAAGGACGAAAUGACGAUGCGGAAACAACUUUCACAGUCUCUUGCUGUUCUGAGCGAACGUCCAAACUUGUUUCAGUCUGCGCUGCAGUCGCUUGCUGAAUCACGUAACAAAGCUCUUUCGACCAAGUUUGUGGACGCACUAACAACGGACACGCGGGUAGAAAAGGCGAUUGACUUUUAUGCUUAUGACUCUCUGCGAUAUUUGGGCGACAUGCUUGCGUAUGUUCAUGCGGAGAUUGUGAAUGAACGGGAAACUUUGACGUCACUUUUUGAAUAUAGCUACCAAUACCACAAACAGCAUGAAAAGCUUCAGGACACGGACCCGGACUUGGAGGCAAUAGCACUAGAAGGUCUGAUUGACCCAGAGGAAACAGUAAACCAGCUUUUGGAUAAGAUUACUAGUUCGAUGAUCAAACCUCUUAAAACUCGUGUUGAGAGUGUGAUUGCGUCAGAAACACGGAUACCUCUUGUGUACAAGUUGAUUGAUAAGCUACGGUUUUACGAAACUAUGUACAACAAGGCAUUUUUUGCAAAAAACAAUAGCGACCCUAUGACUGCAACAACAAGUUGCAAUACACCCGAGAUUAUGAGAGCCUUGGAGGGGCUUGUGCAACAUGGCUGGAGACAGUUUUCCAAGUGUCUGGAGGAGGUUAUUGAUGACAUUAAGGACCGGUUGCUUGUUGGGUCACCGGACCUGCAGUCUCCUGAGUUUUUGAGUGAAGCUAUGGGGAGUUUAAAGGAGGUGUUGCAAGCAUAUGAGGCUAGUAUGGUGACGGGUACCGGCGUGAUUGUUAUUUCUGGAGAUAAAACGAAUGGUAAAGAGGGCCAGGAAGAAGAAGAAAACAAUAUUGUGGACCCUGGAAACAUUCAAAAGAUCAUUCAAGACAUGACAGAGCCGUUUCUGGAAUGCUGCAACCGGAUUGCAAGCGACUUGCCGGACAAUGAAUCAGAGUUGUUUACAAUUAAUUGUUUGGAUGCCGUGAAGAUGGUGCUGCAGUUUUAUGAUACAAUUUGUUUGGUGAAGAUUAAGCAACUGGAUGGACGUAUUGAAGAGAUUUCAGAUGUGCUUGUUGAGCGACAACAUAGAAAGUUUUUGGAGGAGUCUGGAUUACAACCGUUGAUGUCCAAGGUCCAUGAAUAUUAUGAACUGACUACAACCCGCCUUAAACAACAGCAGGAGAAGAACGAAGAGGAUAGUAAACAACUGAUUUCAAGGAUUGCAGAGCUUAAGGUUGCUAUGCAGGAUGGACCAUUGAGCAAGGAGAAGCUUGCUGAGUUAUCAUUUGGACUGGAUAAUUUUCUUCCCUCUGCGACGAUGGAGUCUCUAUCAUUCUUGUUUCGGUUGGCAUCUCCACGCCUUGCCCAGAACAUCACGAUGCGGGCAAGUCAGAAGUUUGCGGCUGAUUUCUCUGAGUUGGAGCGGCUUGUGCUGGACAUUUAUAGUGUGGAGGAUAGUAAGAUUUAUUUCCCGCGGACGUACAAGGACGUUUGUGUUUUGUUGGCGAUAGUGGACGACACCAUGUCGAUUCGGUCUGUGCGUUAG
Messenger RNA from Magnusiomyces paraingens, 2289 nucleotides. RefSeq lists its product as uncharacterized. The transcript has a single exon. Gene Ontology annotation, biological process: intra-Golgi vesicle-mediated transport. The record is from RefSeq and is a predicted model, not a curated record. Bases 1 to 2289 code for a protein of 762 amino acids. Gene Ontology annotation, cellular component: COG complex. Lineage: Eukaryota; Fungi; Ascomycota; Dipodascomycetes; Dipodascales; Dipodascaceae.